AUGUCUGUACAGAAUUGGGAGAUUCGAGCACGCCGAGCUAAAGAUAUACUUCUGAACUCUGUUCCCAAGCAAUGGAUCCUUCCCGCACACAGACUGCCCUCGGCGCACCAGAAAAAUGUCGAGGACUUUCCUCGCAAGAGCGGUUUUCUCAGCGACAGAGAAGUCUCUAUCACCGAGAUGUCUGCUACCGCGCUUGUAGCAGGUAUGGGAGCAGGCCUACUGAGUGCCGAGGAAGUAGUCACUGCGUUUCUCAAACGAGCUGUUUUGGGUCACCAGUUGCUCAACUUUGCUACAGAGUUCAUGGCGGAGAGAGCCAUUUCUAGGGCUAAAGAGCUUGACGAACAUUUUAAGCGGACUGGAAAGCUUGUUGGGCCCUUGCAUGGAGUCCCCAUCAGCGUCAAAGAACAUAUCGAGAUCAAAGGUCGAACCUGCAACGCAGGCUUUGUGGCAUGGGUCGAUGACAUUGCAAACGAAGACGCAUUGCUUGCCCGGUAUCUUGAGAAAGCAGGCGCCGUUUUCCAUGUGCGAACGAACCAGCCGCAGUCAUUGAUGCAUCUCUGCUGCGACAACAAUCUCACCGGUCCUACAAGGAACCCCUACAACCGCACCCUCUCACCCGGCGGCUCCUCAGGCGGCGAGGGCGCCUCAAUGGGUUUCAAGUGUGCUGCUCUCGGUGUCGGUACCGACAUUGGCGGAUCCAUCCGAGCACCUGCCGGCUUCUGCGGUGCAUAUGGGUUCCGUCCCACCGCUCUCCGAAUUCCUGCGACAGGAAUCAAAGUACCCGGCCCAGGACAGGAGUCCAUCCACGGCACCGCCGGACCACUGGCCAGCCAGAGUGUCGAAGAUCUAGAUCUCUUCCAACGAGCCGUCAUCGAUCAGGAGCCAUGGGAGACGGAAACAUCGCUAGUCCCGUUACCCUGGAGGCGCGUAAAAGCCACCAAAGAUAUGACUAUGCGUCCGCCCCCAUCCCCCGUCACCCGAGCCCUGCACCACGCCAAACAAAAGCUCCUCGCAGCCGGCAUAAAAGUCGUAGACUGGGAGCCCUACCGCCACGACCACGGCUGGGAGAUUAUCUCAUCCCUCUACUUCCCCGACGCCGCCAACAGCCAACGCACCGUCCUCUCCCAAAGCGGCGAGCCCCUCCUCCCCCUAACAGAAUGGGCCUUCGCCUACAGCCGCGCCUCCCCGCUCACCAUCCCCGAGAACUGGGCCCUGAACUGCCAGCGCGACGCCUACCGCGACGCGUACCACGCCCUCAUGAAAUCCCGCGGGGUAGACUUCAUCCUCUGUCCGGUGUACGUCGGCGCCGCGGCGGUGACGGGCGAAGCGCAGUACUGGAAUUACACCGCUGUCUGGAAUAUCCUCGACUACCCCGGUGUUGUUUUCCCGACUGGGCUGAUCGUUGAUCCGGCAUUGGAUCCGGUGGAUGAUGGGUAUCGCCCGCGGAGCGAGGUUGAUGCGCGGGCGCCGAUUGGAUUGCAGCUUGUAGGGAAGCGUUUCAAGGAUGAGGAGACCCUUGCGGCGGCGGGCCUUGUUUCGGAUAUCGUGCAGGGGAAAGGAGGGGAUAUCAGAUGUAGGCUUUGA
Messenger RNA from Aspergillus novofumigatus IBT 16806, 1584 nucleotides. RefSeq names its product putative glutamyl-tRNA(Gln) amidotransferase subunit A. The transcript is spliced from 8 exons. The record is from RefSeq and is a predicted model, not a curated record. Lineage: Eukaryota; Fungi; Ascomycota; Eurotiomycetes; Eurotiales; Aspergillaceae. Bases 1 to 1584 code for a protein of 527 amino acids.